AUGGGUAAUACGAUCGAUACUGAAGUGAAACAAGAAAAAAAAAUUCUUGAUCAACCACAAGAAGGUAAAGCAAGUGAGUUUUAUUGGGCUUGCCGAAAUGGAGAUAUUGAACGAGUCAAACAAUUAUUAUUAACAAUAUCAUAUAAUGAUUUGAAUACAUUGGAACCAAAUGGAAGUACACCAUUACAUGCAGCAACAUAUUUUGGUCAUACAGAAAUUGUUCAUCUACUUCUACAAUAG
This is a messenger RNA of Rotaria sp. Silwood2, 240 nucleotides long. The record is from the annotation of a GenBank genome assembly. NCBI's taxonomy places the organism in Eukaryota, Metazoa, Rotifera, Eurotatoria, Philodinida, Philodinidae.